GAUAAACUGCUUCCAUAUAAAACUCAACGUAUAUUUCGACACCCUAACAAUUUUUUUAAACAACAGUGGUGGACUAUUUUAGCGAAAUCGUUGCUAGUUCAGUGAUAAGCAUCAUGGGAGAUGUAGUUCCUAGAAAAGUGUUUUUGAAUAAUUUCCAACAAUUAACAAGAACUAAUAUUAACGGUAAAAUUAGUUAUUUACCCUUUCAGGGACAGUGGUGACUACAGUAAACAGCUAUAAGCUCUUAAUUACUAAUCAUGAUUGUCAUUUUAUAAGUCCAUUUUAAUAUGAAUACAAUGUUUUUAAAAACUAAAUUCAAGUCAAGAGGAAGUGACCGAAAAGGCGUACCGCAAGCAAUACGUCACUUUUGCUCAUUAAUAUUCAUGACGUUAGCAAUUGGGGCUAGGCGGGUCAACUUCCCGUUUUCCGCAUAAUAAAUGAAUGGAAAUAGUGUACGAACAAGAUGUUUACUGAGCUAAACCUACCGAUUCUGUCCGAAAAUGAUGUCCCUGGUGCCAAAUUUACUGGUAAAGGUGUGAAAGAACAUAAAUGUUCAGUUAAAAAGAUGGCUGAGUGUCGAGGGUUGAAAAAGACGGGAAAAAGAGCCGAGCCGACCUCAUCCAGAGUUAGCUUUUUUAUCAACACCUUUUUCUUGUGUGCAUCGUCUUGCGCCACUGACAAAGACUAUUUAAAAAAAUAUCCUUUACCACCAUAUGCCCUGUCUUGCUUAAAUAUUAUAUCCUCUGGUUGUCUUGCGUCUCUGACUGUUCUUGGGUGCAAUUUACAUAGCUAUUUUUGUAUAGUGAUCGCAAAUGCUAUAAUUUAUUUACACUUCCCCCUUAGUAACAGUGACAGUAAGAUACCAUUUUAAUUUUUUUUAGGUCAUUCAUUGUCAGACAGAAGCAGCACGGCAAAACGCCAGGCUAAAACAUAAGGAAAAAUAUCAAAAGUGUUUACCUCUUCAUCCUCUGAAGGACCUUGGCCCCAAACAAAAUGUUUAAUGUGUAUGAAAUGUGAAUGGCUUCACCUAGCUGGCGUUAAACGGGUCUUUUGGUUUCGGGAAACGUAUGAAGAAAACAUCCUUCAUAUGUCGUGAUGGCUAGAGUCGUUCCUACAAAUUCCAUAGCAGCAGUGUUUGAUCGGCGUGUUUAUUUUUGAAAGAUUACCGGAGAAAACAAGCAGAUUAUAUAAUGGAUUGUAUGCGAGGGAGUGUGUAUAAUGUCCCUCUUCCGCGUUACGAUGGCAACGUCACGGUCUAAAAAUAGCAUUCGUGCGGUACGCUACAAAAACCAACAGGAGAUGACUUGAAUUCAAUAGAAAGUAACUUCAAAUUUCCCCAAAAUUACUCCAGAAUCACUAGGAAAUGACCCAAAAUGAUAAGGAAGUCACUCACAAGUACCUUAAAAUCAAAAGGGAAUGUCCCGAAAUGAACAGGAAGUAAAAUUCAAAACCUCAGCUUUAUAAAGGAGGACGGCGUCCGGCAGGUUCUGCAGGAGAUGGAGGCGCUUUACGAACACAACCAGGCUGACGUGAACGACGCUAAAAGCCAGCAGAGAACCGACUUGAUCCCGUCCGUCAGAUUCCGCCACUGCUGCCUGCUGAGGAACCGACGCUGCGUCUGCACCUACCUGUACGACCGUCUUCUUCGGAUCCGAGCGCUGCGCUGGGAAUACGGCAGCGUUCUCCCCGCCAACGUGCGCUUCCACAUGAGCGCCGAGGAGUUGCAGUGGUUCGCACGCUACAAAAAGUCUCUCGCGAGCUAUAUGCGUUCACUGGGCGCGAGCGGCGGACUGGACAUCACCCAGGAGAUGAAACCGCCCAAAAGUCUUUACGUACAGGUGCGUUGCGUGAAGGACCACGGCGAGCUGGAGAUGGACGACGGAACGUUGGUCCUCCUCAAGAAAAACAGCCAGCACUUCUUGCCGCGCUGGGAAUGCGAGCAGCUGAUCCGCCAAGGCGUCCUGGAACACGUCGUCCCCUAAACCGCCGUACAGAGAAAUUAAAUGUUCGUAUACUGACGUUGCCGAGCAAAUCCCGGCGGCUGUAUUUUGGACGUUUUAGGAAUGAGGACUUGCAAACGGAUCUGGUGGCGCUUUUGGGAUUCUCCGAUGUUUUACCUUUGUUGGAAAAGGUGACCAAAUGUUGAAUUUUCAAGUAUCAAUUAAACCCUUCAAAUGAAA
Molecule: messenger RNA, 2180 nt
Organism: Corythoichthys intestinalis (scribbled pipefish)
Lineage: Eukaryota; Metazoa; Chordata; Actinopteri; Syngnathiformes; Syngnathidae
Gene: gins1
Product: GINS complex subunit 1 (Psf1 homolog)
Exons: 7
Coding region: 1497-1982 (161 amino acids)
Biological process (GO): DNA strand elongation involved in mitotic DNA replication; DNA replication
Cellular component (GO): GINS complex
Source: RefSeq, a predicted model, not a curated record